Messenger RNA from Ilyonectria robusta, 1821 nucleotides. RefSeq names its product hsp70-like protein. Lineage: Eukaryota; Fungi; Ascomycota; Sordariomycetes; Hypocreales; Nectriaceae. Gene Ontology annotation, molecular function: ATP binding; ATP-dependent protein folding chaperone. The record is from RefSeq and is a predicted model, not a curated record. The transcript is spliced from 8 exons. The coding region runs from base 1 to 1821 and encodes 606 amino acids.
AUGCCAGCUGAGAGCCUCUCCAUCCGCCACAGGGCCAAACUCAUCGUUGGCAUCGACUAUGGAACAACGUAUUCAGGAAUCAGUUUCGCUCUGACGAGUGCUGCCGAUUUCAAAGACAUUAAACCCUGGACAAGGUACCCCGGAAGCGCUUCCCACAAUGCCGAACACUGCGAAAAGGCCCCUUCGAUCAUGGCUUAUGCAAGCGAAAACGAAGAAUUCUUGGACCAAAAUGCUUGGGGCUAUGAGGUAGAACCGGGCAUGAAUUGCUCGGCUUGGACGAAGCUGCAUCUGGACAAUGUUUCUCUGCCAUCUGAAUUCGACGAUCCUGACCUCAAGAAAACGGCGUCCAGUGCACUUAUGAGGCUUCCGAGAGGGAAAACGGCCAAAGAAGUUGUUACUGAUUAUAUGAGGGGCAUGAGCAAAAUGUUCACUGACAACAUCGUUCACCUCCUUGGCGGUAGAGACAAGUUGGGGCUUCUGCCCAUGGAUGUUUGGGUCACGGUGCCAGCGACGUGGUCAGAACAGGCGAAGACAUUGACGCGAGAAGCCGCCAUAGAAGCCGGCUUCGCAUCCCGCCCCAUCGAUCAGAUGUAUCUGAUCCCCGAGCCCGAGGCCGCCGCACAUUUUUCCUUGAAGUCUAGUCUACAUCACACAGAGGACCUCGUAGAGCAAGGAACCGGUGUUAUGGUUUGCGACUGUGGUGGUGGCACUGUCGACAUAACUACUUACGAAAUUACUUCCGUCGCUCCAAAGCUGAAGUUGAGAGAGAUCUGUGUUGGCGUAGGUGGUAAAUGCGGUGGAACUUUCGUCGACAGAAAUUUGUACAAGUUGAUGGCCGAACGAUUUGGGCCUGCCUUUACGUCACGCGGGAAAGAACAAACUGGACCUGGGAGCCAAUUCAUGACGUCUUUCGAAGGCCAGAAAAAGGACUUUAAGUCGGAUAAUUCGUCGAAGAAGAUCUACAAACUCUACUUGCCGAUGCCCGACUUGCCAAAGAAUACCGCUGGUUACAACAAAAGAUAUUCCCACAUCGUUCUUUCAUACGACGACAUGAAAAGCCUGUUCGAUCCAGUGGUUGAAAAGAUAACUUCUUUGGUGGAUAACCAGGUGGCACAAGUGGAGAAGAGAAACGAGCCAAGCAUAAAAACCAUGGUCCUUGUGGGAGGUUUCGGUUCAUCACCUUAUCUGCGAGAGAAGCUAGCAGAGUGGUGCACAAGCCAAGAAAUUCAACUAACGACGCCUUAUUCGGGCGGAUGGUCUGCUAUAGCAUGUGGAGCUGUACUUCGAGGACUCGAGGGCGGCAUCAUUAGUCAAAAGAAAUGCCGUCGGCAUUACGGACACUCGUUGUCGAAGCCUUAUGACGGCGUCCUUCACGACGGCUUCGAUGAAACAGUUCGGAGAUUGUGGACUAACAAAUUUACGGGCGUCCAAAACCUGAGCGGUUUUAUGUCGUGGGAAAUUGGAAAGGGUGACUUGGUUGAUGAAACGACCGAGAUAAAUACCGAAUUUGACAAAUUUUUCAGUUCCCGCAGUAGUCCUACGCAUACCCACGAACUCUAUGCUUGCAGUCUAGAUGACUCCCCAGAUACCCUGGAGAACAAUCGAAUUGAACUUGUUGGAGCGGUGGACUACAGUGAUGCCAUGCAGAAUGUCGACAUGUCGAAGUUAAAGCAGGUUAAGGACAGUCAGGGUGUCACGCACUACGAAAUAUCUCUCGUGUUGAAUAUACGCCUUGGAGAUGACAGCGGAUUGCUACAGUUCCGGAUAUUGUGGCGAGGGAGGGAAAUGGGUGAAGCCAAGCUGGGAUUUUCUUAUUGUUAG